CAUAACGUUCAAGGAACAAUCUGUCAGUGCUCUCCAUGAUAACAUCCGAUAUCCUGGUGAAAUAUUUACAAGUGCCGUUCACUCGUGAGAUGACGCAAGAGUUAAAACUGUUGAUACAGUCUUGGAGCGAACAUCAGAUUUGUUUCUACCCCUUUUGCGGUGGCGCGGGAUAUUUUUCUGACGAUGUCUGAAAGUUGUUAGGCCUCUACCAUGUAGACAUCUUGCGAAAGAUUGUAUGUAAGAGGAUGUUGUAGAAAUAGAAGAAGACUAAGUUGUUGUACGCGCCUCCUGACCUGACUCACCCUGUUUAUGACUUUACUAGCGUGAUCAGGACAAAGCUCAAAGUGUUCAAGCCUGUGGUAACUUGUAUACUGACCUGUUAUGACCUUGAUGAAUUUCUUUAGUUGAUAUUUAUAAACCAUUUUGAACAUCUGGGGUCUUUUGUUGUCGAACAAAGAUGAGCGCAAGAGCAUUGGUAGAUGCUACCUCCUUGGUUCAUUUGUGCCGAAAAAAGGGCAUUGAACUGCUGGCCUGUGACUUUGACAGCACCUUGAUCUCCAUUCACACAGGUGGUAUGUGGGGAGAUGGUGCUAAAAAGCUGAGCGAGUUUUUCCGUCCAUGUUUUAAGCAGCUGCUGUCUGCUGCUCUGUCAGGUGAUAUGAACGUUGCUGUGGUAACGUAUUCAUCCCAACCCUGGUUGAUCAAAGAAGUGCUGAAGAUAACUCUAAACAAAUGUGACACCAGUAAAGUGAUAAUCCGUGGCAACACCCCCGAGUUCAUGGAAAAGACCAGGUUCUCGGCCAUGGGAAAAGAGGAUCAUAUUGCAUAUGUCAUCAACGAGCUGUAUACAAAGAUGAAGAAAGUUGUUCAUCCCCAGGAAGUUCUUUUGUUGGAUGAUGAUCGGGAAAACGUUGAGCUUGCAAUUAAAUUUGGCCACCGGGCUUUUGAAGUCAAGGACAAUAUAACGCUAGAAGAUCUGCAAAGAUUUUUGAACUCUUUACCAGACAAGCCCAAGGAAAGUUAAAAGUAAAUUUACAUGGAAAUCCAAUGAGUUAUAAGGCUUCCUUUGAGAUUUUGUAUUUGUUAAGAGUUUUAUUUAAAGCUGAAAGGCAGAAACUGGGCAUAUUGGGGAGUGAAUGUCAGGGAAUAUGAUACCAGCCUUAAGAUGCGCACAUUUUACCCCAUAUUAAGGUCAUUGUUCAAGGUAUAAAUACUGUUGUUUUUUUUUUGUUCUUUCUUUUUUAUUUUUUUGAUCAUUAUUUAUUUACUUCAAACAUUUUAAAAAUUUAUCUGGGCAUUUUUAUGUACACCAUAUGAAUGGUUUAUCCAUAUGUAAUAAAAGCUUAAGCUGUUAGACAUUUUAGAAAUAGAAAAGAAAUAGCAUUUACUGCUUUAUGCAUGGACAUGUAACUUUAUGUGGUCUUGGAAUAUACUGUGCAGAUAUUGCUUUUGUUACGUUUUUCCUUUAUAUUAAUGUUUGUUUUAACUUUAUGCUGUAUUUGUAAAAGGAUGAAAUAUUAAAUUAGUUGAUUUUCUGUUGAAAAUUUUUUUAUUUUAGCACUGUAACAUUUGAUUACACAUAAGUUUAUAAUUUACCAGGCAGGAGUUCUUGGUUUUAGAGACUUAAUAUAGUGCUAUGCAAUUUUAUUAAAAAAAAACAAGGUAGGAAAAUAAGUUUAAAAUGUUCACUGAAGUGGUGUCUUCUACUACAUGUUGAAAAGUAGCUGUUUUUUUUUUUUUACAUAAUUAAACCCAAAACAAUUUAAAGAUUAAAACUUUCAAUAGCGUACUAGUUAGUAAGGACAACACCGCCAUUGUGGGCAUAUUCUCUCCAAUCGUACUUGGGAAGGUCUGCUAGCAACCUGAGGAUGGUCGUGGGUUUCUUCCCAGGCUUAGCAUGGUUUCCACUCACCAUAAUGCUGGCUGCCGUCAUGUAAAUGAAAUAUUCUUAAGUGCAACGUAAAACACCAAUGGAAUAAAUAAAUGGAUACAUAAACUGUGGAUGUAUUCAUAUUCAUGUGUAUAAGUUAGACUCGUAAAUGGCAGAACAAGCACAUCACUGAUGAUUGAUGUUGUCCUUGCC
Molecule: messenger RNA, 2083 nt
Organism: Liolophura sinensis
Lineage: Eukaryota; Metazoa; Mollusca; Polyplacophora; Chitonida; Chitonidae
Exons: 2
Coding region: 458-1024 (188 amino acids)
Source: RefSeq, a predicted model, not a curated record